Molecule: messenger RNA, 3675 nt
Organism: Symbiodinium sp. CCMP2456
Lineage: Eukaryota; Dinophyceae; Suessiales; Symbiodiniaceae
Source: the annotation of a GenBank genome assembly
AUGACUCAGGUCGGGGGCGGUAUACCAUUUUUGAGCCAGGGCAACGACCGCGAGUGCGCGCAUCUCAGCGAUUUUGCGGCGGAUGCUGCAGGAUCAUCCACACAAACCGUGCGCACGCUCCAAUUUGUGACAAAUCCCAUGGGCGGCCUACCACGCCCGCAAGUGACGCUGACGCCGGUCAGUGCUCCUCUACAGGCUCUCGCGGUGCCCUUUGACCUUCGGGACUUGGCCCUCAAUGUGGUGACUGCGGUUAUCACGAACCAAGCGCUUAUGGAUGAUCUGCCUGGCCUCUUGGCGGCGGGCGCGCCCAUCCCGCGGCUUGUCACCUUUCCACAGGGUCCACCGCGUGCCAUCCGCGAUUCUGCAGGGCGCCGACAUGCGCAUUUCAGGGUGCCUCUUGUUGACUUGGAGUGGGCUGUGGUGCUUUUUGAUGAACCGGAUGAUGACCCAGCGGUGCGCCCUGAGCAGCAUUUCGAUGCAUUGUGUGCCUUGCGGGCGGAUGCUCCCUCGUUGCUGGGACGGGCCCGACACCUGCAGCCCACUUUCCACCCUCCUGCUUUCGAGUGUCGGCCUGCUUACAUCUUCGAGGACGGUUGUGCCAUUCGUGAUUCCCUCCAGUUCUCGCUUGUGAGAGGGAACGGCCCGUACGGGCGACAACGCUUUCAGUACACUCUGUUUGCAUGGCACAGCAGGCCCAAAAAGCUGUUGGCGGACCCGGAAUGGACGCUUGCGGAUUUGGCAGUUUUUGCUGAAGCAUCGCAUGAUGAAUCGUUGCGUGUUAUGCACGCCCUCCAGUGCCCCACGCCUGGUAUAGCCACCCCACAGCUGGUUGCGACUUCCUUGGACGUUGGGGAUCCGUGGAGGAUCAUUCCGGUGGACCUGAGGCCCAUUGGAGGUGACAUCUUUUGUCCGCCUGUGGGGCCCGACAUGCCGGUUGAUGAAGUCUUUGCGCGCAUUCGGCCUUUUGUCACCACCAAUGUUGCGGUGCAGCUGCGGGUGGAGGGUCAUGGUGCAGUCUACCUGCAAGACCAGGCCGGCUUAGUCUAUGAUGUUCUUCCGGACACACUCGAAACCAUCGAGUGGCUGGCUGUUCGACCGUUCCUGCGGGACGAUGCUGCAGCGGCUUAUAAGUGCCGUGGCCAACUUGCCGCCUAUCCUGCACAGAGCCCUGAUGGAGUGCUCUCCAUCCCUUUUGUCCUUGCCUCUGGGCGGCCUGGUUUCGUUGCUAUCGUGAUUGAUAUCACCACUCAGGGACAGGGCCUUUAUUCGGUUGAAGUACCUGACAGCACCUGGGCUGAGGAGCUUCUUAAGCCCAACCAAGUGACACGGGGCCUGACUUAUUUGGUCAAUGGGGUUCGCCUGUCAGGACUUCGUCGGGCGCUCCGGCCUGGAGACUAUCUUCAGUUGGUCCCCAAUACGUGUCGAGGUUCCCUGACCAUUUCGCCGGCGACAGUCUGGAUGCGGCGGAUCAGGCAGUUGCGUCUGUGGGCUCUCCCUGUGGCCUUCCCGCCUCUUACGCACGGUCAAGGUGGUAUGACGGCUGAUCUGGCCGAGCAUGCGGCGCGUGCCUUUUUGCGAUAUUACCGGGAGGUAGAGGCAGGGCGGCUUCUUACCUUCGGAACUUUCGGCCCUGGCAAAGUUGCGAUCUGGGUCCUCUCGGCCUGGAAUCCUCCUUUGCUCUUUGCAGUUUCUUGCCCAGUGUCGCCUACUCUCUCGGAGUCUGAGCCAGCUUUGCGCUCUUCGGGGGCCAUAGCGGAGCGGGCUAUUCUAGUAGACGGUGAACGCCCUAUAAGCCUUGUCGACUCCGUUGUGGUUCAGGUUGAUGCCGCAGACACAUACCGCACCCUGCUGCUUCCUGUUCCUGGGGACCCUGAAUUCUUUAUUCCUACGGCAAUCAAUCCGAAUGUCCCCAUCGAGCCUGCGCUUCACAUCCUCCCUCGCCUGCCUUACACAACCGUGUAUCCGCCUAUGGAGGUGAAGGAUGGUGCUGUUUUUCGUGUGAGGGUUCCGGCCGGUGCUGUCUCGGACCGGGCAAGAGUCAGGCCGCGGCCGGAAUCUUCGGGAAGCGCCACUAGCAGUCUCAGCCUGCUCCAAGUUGAUGUCCAACGGCGCCGGGCUAAUGUCCAGCCCCUGUCUGUCCCGACGCCCCUUGGCAGGAGGCACAUUUGUGACGUAAGCAGCGUACCGCCGCAGGUAGAUGAGCCGGAGAACCUGGUUGUGACCCAAUGUGCCGCCAGCUACACUGCUGAGGGCCCCCGGGAGCUUUGCCUUGAUCAACUGCUUCCGCCUGCGCCACAUGUUCAGAAGGAGGCUGCUCUGGCCUUUCCCUUGCCUGAGGGUAUUGAACAUGAUGUUUUUGAGCCUUUCGCGCUUGAGUUGCUGCAACGUUGUGUGCCGCCGGACGUCAAGCUGGUCCCCAGUGCUCGCUCCUUCUUGGCGGCUAUUCCUGUCCUGGGAGAUCGAAGUCCGGAGGCUCUUAUGUUGUUUGUGGACGGGUCUUUUUGUGAUGGUGCUUCCUCAUGGUCGGUCAUUGCUUUGGGGCUGCACCAGGGCACUUGGCAUUGGAUGGGCCUUCGCGCGGGCCGCGUCCCGGACGAAUGCAGCGGUGCCUCAGCUUACGAGGCCGAAUUGUGGGCGCAACUGAUGGCACUCUGCACCGCCGCACGCGCCGACUUGCCUACUGCCAUACUGUAUGAUUCUCAGUCGGCGGCUCUUGUCGCGCACGGAGCGACUUCGGAGUUAGCCGCACAUCCUCUUCAAGUUGCAGUGGCUAGUGUUGCUUGUUAUGUGCGGUGUGGAAGUCAUCCUCUGCGCCUCCACCAUGUCCCAGCUCACCGAGGUAAUCCAGGCAAUGAGGUGGCCGACGGUGUUGCCAAAUAUUUCCUCGGGCUUCGAACGUCGGAUGAUGUCUUGUCCCAACGGGUCAAGCCUGAUGUGUUGGGCCGUAACUUUAGCUGGCUUUGGCUGCGCCGUGUGCAGGGGGCUCAAGCACAAUGGCCGGCCCUUGACCUGCAUGGCGCCUCCUCCCCCUGUGGGGCUGUUCGGGCCCCUGAUCCGGUUGCCUGCCCGCAGAACAGUUAUGGUGCUACUCGGGGCGAGGCUCCUACUGAGGAGCAGAUCAGGCUCAAGGCCCUCCUUCUUACAUAUAAUACACUCUCCUGCAAGUCUAGCCUCCAGCGCCAUUGCCUUCACAGCUUCAUGCGGACCCAGGAUGCGGCGGUGCUAGCUCUGCAGGAAACUCGUCAAACGGCCCCCCCUAUUGCUGUGGUUGAUGGAAUUAUUCGGGUUGCGUCUCCCACAGCCAACGGCCAACUUGGAUGUCAGCUCUGGCUCCGCUCAAGUGGUGCGUUAACUUUUGACCGCCGCCGGCUGUCAAUCCUGUGUGCCGAGCCCAGGCUGCUUAUGGUGUUAGUGCAUACUUCGAUCGGCCAAAUUGUUUUUGUGGUUGCGCACGCCCUCACCUCUACAGCCCCUGCUGUUGAUAGGGAGUCGUGGUGGGGUCAUCUCACUCGGCGUAUGCGAGGCCUACCACCUACGGCCACUCCAAUAUUGUGCUGUGAUGCCAACGCCCGAUAUGACUGGCGGCAAGGGCAGGAGUGCCCUGCCAAUGACAAUGCGCGGUCGCUUGACCAGUUCGCGGGCGCCAUUGUGCCGCACACGUUCAUACUGCCCUGA